AUGUCCUCAUCUGCCGUUCCAAAUUCUGCCCCCAAACGCCUUCAAGGAAAGGUAGCUGUCAUAACGGGCAGUUUAUCCGGAAUUGGGCGGGCCAUCGCUCUAGCAUAUCACAGGGAGGGGUGCACAGUAGUCUGUUCAGACAUCAGCUCAAAUAAUGCCGAGGAGCUACAAACCCACGAAAUAAUUAGCAAGGAGGGGGGUACGACAACGUUCUGUAAGGCCGAUGUGUCGCAGACAGAUGAUAUGAAAGCUCUUGUCCAGACAGCGGUGGAUAAGUAUGGUCGCAUUGAUAUCUUUGUCAACAAUGCGGGAAUUGCCCCGGAAGGUCAACAUCCCGCUCCCAUCUGGGACACUGACGAAUCGACAUGGGACCAGGUCCUCAGUGUCAACUCCCGCGGUGUCUUCCUGGGCACCAAAUAUGCCAGUCGUCAGAUGAUCGAACAAGAUCCAUUGCCUAGUGGAAGUCGAGGAAGGAUUAUUAAUGUCGCUAGUAUAGCGGGACUUAGAGGGUUUGGGAUGGCCGCGAGCUAUAUUGCAUCAAAGCAUAGCGUGUGCGGCUUAACCAAAGCCGCUGCCAUCGACUGUGCUCCGUACGGAGUACAAGUCAACGCUCUGUGUCCAGGCUUCGUGGAGACACCGCUUAUCAAUGAAGCACCGUUCAUUCAGGAUGCGACGAUAAGAGGAGCACUAUUUGCGAGACAUGCUUUCCGUGGAAUUGGUAAACCGGAUUAUAUUGCAAAUGCAGCUGUGUUCUUAGCUAGUGAUGAGAAUUCUUGGAUGACUGGGGUUUCUCUUCCUGUUGAUGGCGGAUAUACAUGUCAGUAA
Messenger RNA from Paecilomyces variotii, 825 nucleotides. RefSeq names its product putative short chain type dehydrogenase. Gene Ontology annotation, molecular function: oxidoreductase activity, acting on the CH-OH group of donors, NAD or NADP as acceptor. The transcript is spliced from 4 exons. The coding region runs from base 1 to 825 and encodes 274 amino acids. Lineage: Eukaryota; Fungi; Ascomycota; Eurotiomycetes; Eurotiales; Thermoascaceae. The record is from RefSeq and is a predicted model, not a curated record.